AUGGAAUUACAAGCAUUUAAAGUUUGGUGCAAGGACAAUGUCUACUCCCUAUUGAUUAUAAUAAGUGCUAUAUUGGGACUCAUUUGUGGAUUUAUAAUGAAGUCCAUAUUCACUAUAAGUCCGCUCGUAUUGACUUAUAUCGGACUCCCGGGAAAACUAGUUAUCAGGGCAUUUAUGAUGAUUAUAGUGCCUCUUAUUGUCUCAUCUCUGGCCACAAUAGACAAUAGUGGAGACCCUGGUGUUGAUAUCAAGCAAAUGAUUGCCAGUCAGGACGAGAGUAUAUACGAUGUGUUUAUGAAUCUCAUACCGGAUAACAUAAUCGCCGCCACAUUUAGCACUCAUUACACGGCACUCGUGCCCAUCGACUCGCAUAACCUGACCCUUGGGUACAAAAAACUGGCCGAAAGGGCGUUCAAACCAAAUAUGUUAGGGUUGUGUGUAUUCUCACUAAUACUGGGCUUCGCUGUCAAACAGUUGGACUCAAAGGCAGACACUAUUCGCCGGAUUUUAGUCGAGACUAACGAUAUAAGUAAUGCCGAUCGGAAUGUUUUGCUGGAUUAUAUUCUCCUUGAUAAUGUCGAUGGCCUUUCCGGGUGCACCAUCUGGUGGUUCAUCUAUAUCAUCGGGAUUGAUAACCCGUUGGAUAUACUCGCGUACACAAUGACAAUGGACUGGCUCAUGGAAAGGGUGCGCACAAUGGGUAACGUCUAA
This is a messenger RNA of Oppiella nova, 711 nucleotides long. Lineage: Eukaryota; Metazoa; Arthropoda; Arachnida; Sarcoptiformes; Oppiidae. The record is from the annotation of a GenBank genome assembly.